UCCGGCACAUGAAACGGGGACCCACCAGAAAUACAUAUCCGACUCAAUCUGGGUCUCGACCCAGUUUCUAACUCCAGGCUCUCGCGUUGUCUGCCUGCAAUGCAAAUGCGAAGGAACACGUAUGGAGACAGCAGCCAGCUCUUCGGGCGUUGUUGAAGGGAUCACGUCCAGGUUCUGUGAAACUCUCUGGGCUCGGUUAGCGCAGUAAACCCGGGACAUGCUGGUUUGGUGAGAGGUGAGAUAGAGGCUAGAGCUGAAGGAACAUGGGCCCAGACACAGAAUCCAUCCAUAAAACAGAAUCUUCAGAUGAAAGUGCCAGUGAACUUGUAGUGGUCAUCUCAGAGUCAGACUCAGACUACACUCCAAGUCCUUCUGUGUCCAAGCGCCAGAAACACUCGAAGAGAAGCAUUUCAAACAGAUGUUACCCCUGCUCUGUCUGCGGCAAGGUAUUCAACAGACCCUCUAAGCUUGACAGGCACAAGUCGGUGCACACAAGGAAGCCUAAGUCUCUCCAUCAGUGUCAUCAUUGUGAAAAGACUUUCACACAGCUGGAUAAGCUGGUCCGACACCAAAACAACCAUAACAGGACUAACAAGCACCCCUGUGCUGACUGUGGGAAAGUCUUCAACAGGCCAUCAAGGUUGGAGAGGCACAAACACACACACUCAAAGAAACCCAAGGUCUCCCAUCAGUGUUCAUACUGCAUGAAGGCAUUCAGUAAACUGAACAAACUUGUCCGGCAUGAGCGAAUACAUACAGGGGAGAAGCCCUUCACAUGCUGUGUCUGUGGGAAAGGCUUCUCUGACCCGGGCCACUGCAAAACACACGAGAAGACGCACGAGGACCAGCCAGAGAAACCUCAUUGCUGCAUGGACUGUGGGAUGUGCUUCUUCAAAGCCUCAGAUCUCCGUCGGCACUCCCGCUCCCACACGGGGGAGAAACCUUUCAGCUGCACCCUGUGUAACAGCCGCUUUUCCCGCUCAGAGGGGCUCAAGACACACAUGCGCAGACAUACCGGGGAGAGACCGUACAAAUGCAUUAUUUGUGGGAAGGGGUUCUAUUCCAGACGGGAUUUAAAUGUUCAUAGUUUGACCCAUUCAGGAGAGAAACCACACCUUUGUACGGUGUGCGGAAAGAGCUUCUCACAGCUUGGUAACAUGAAUGAACAUAAAAAAAAUGUCCAUGUUAAGUCAGAGAAAUAUAUUUGCAACGAGUGCGGGGCAACUUUCACACGGUAUAAGUCACUGACAGAGCAUCAGCGCACACACACAGGAGAAAGACCCUUUCUGUGCACUACCUGUAAUCGCAGGUUUUCAUUUAGCCAUUCCCUGAGCAGACACAGGAGGACACACACUCAUCAACAAAAAUCCAUGGAAUCCAAAGACUCAAAGCCCUCGGUGCGCGCCAGUUGUUGAAAGUAGCAUUUUAUUGUAAAUUAAGUGUUUAUCAUUUUACACCUAAUGGAAUUUUACGCUAAUGAAAUACCCAGAAUAAGUGUGUGACUGUUUACCAUGCUGUCUGAUUAUGGAUGAAAAUAAAACACCGGCAAUAACUUUCCCUCUACACGUAGGAAUCAAAGAAAAAUGUCCAUGCUAAAUCCUUGUUAAAUUGAUUUUUUUGCUGACAAAGUCAAAUAUGUCCAAAUACGCCUAACCAGAUAAUGUUUAUUUUAGAUAGACUCGUGUUACAAAUUGUGUGUUUACUGUUUUUAUUAUCUGAGUCCUUAACUGUAAAAGGUAAAUUUGUCUGACCUAGUACUAUCUCUGACCUUGGUACAGGGUAAACAAAGUAUGUAUGACUCUCAAUACACAGCCUGAUGUAUUCUACUGAAAAUUACUGGUGAUAAUGGUUGCAACAAAGGACAGAAAAGUUUUUGACACUUAAAAUUAUCAGAUUGUCAAGUGUUUUCAGUGUCGCUGUUCUCAAAUGUUGCCUAACCUAUUUUCAAUUGCACUGAUGAAUUGAACCCUACAUUAAAGAUUACAUUUAAAUAAAGAUUGUAUGCUAUUAGAGUUCAGACAGGUUAUUUUAAAGAAAAAAAUCCAUAAGAAAUACACAUGGUUGACAAAUUAAAGGAACAUUUUGAAUAAAUGAGUGGAGAAACAUAAUGAAUGCAGGUGCUUCCAUACAGGUGUAGUGCAUGAAAAAGUUCAGCAGUUAACACCCUAUCAUGCUCUGUGGCACAUAAAAAUGCUGAGCAGGUUGACCUUGAUUUUGGAUCAUGCCAAGAAAAAAAAGAUGCAUAAUAUAUAUGACUUUGGAAGAAGAUUCAUUAUUAGGGCAAGGAUGGCAGGAGUUUCAGUCACAAGGAUUGGCCAGUGUUUCCCAUUCUCAGGGCACAAGGGGUCACUGAAUGGUUUAAUGAGGAUGAAAAUGAUGUAAAUCUUUGGUGGUGACACAUCUCAACCUAGUUGAACACCUAUGGGAGAUUCUGGACCGACGUGUUAGACAGCACUCUCCACUAUUAUCAUCAAAUGGGGAAAUAUGUUCCGGAAGAAUGGUGUCCAUCCCUCCAGUAGAGUUCAGAGACUUGUAGAAUUUAAGACAAGGGGCAUUGAAGUUGUUCUGGAGGCUCCUGGUGACCCAACACCUUACUAAGACACUGCAUGUUGGUUUUUCCUUUCAUUUGUCACCGUUCUGUAGUGC
Molecule: messenger RNA, 2646 nt
Organism: Lampris incognitus (smalleye Pacific opah)
Lineage: Eukaryota; Metazoa; Chordata; Actinopteri; Lampriformes; Lampridae
Product: zinc finger protein 239-like
Exons: 3
Coding region: 264-1415 (383 amino acids)
Biological process (GO): regulation of transcription by RNA polymerase II
Molecular function (GO): RNA polymerase II cis-regulatory region sequence-specific DNA binding; DNA-binding transcription factor activity, RNA polymerase II-specific
Source: RefSeq, a predicted model, not a curated record